Cololabis saira (Pacific saury) is the source of this 1568-nucleotide messenger RNA. Its product is annotated as alpha-1-antitrypsin homolog. NCBI's taxonomy places the organism in Eukaryota, Metazoa, Chordata, Actinopteri, Beloniformes, Belonidae. The record is from RefSeq and is a predicted model, not a curated record. Bases 78 to 1376 code for a protein of 432 amino acids. The transcript is spliced from 5 exons. Gene Ontology annotation, molecular function: serine-type endopeptidase inhibitor activity. Gene Ontology annotation, biological process: negative regulation of endopeptidase activity.
GUGGGCUUUAAGUCAACCUUGCACAACCAACAGUUAGUACAUGAUACAAACAGCUACUUUUUUUGGUUAAUAUUUACAUGACUUGUCAGCUGACCGUCUCUGAAGUUUGCAAUAUAAUCGUGGAGUUUCUGGUAAACUGCAUUAAAGAGGACCUUAGAGAUCAGUUUCUGAAGAUGCGAGGUAUCUUUGCUGGUUGUGCAGUGGUUGCCCUGCUGCUGGCUGUGGGCUCGGCCCACGAGGUCAGCACGAUCUGCCACGAGCUGUCCUCUCCUAAUUCGGACUUUGCCUUCGCCCUCUACAAAAACUUAAAUGCCCAGACCGAUGCAGAGAAGAACAUCUUCUUCUCACCGCUAGGGAUCUCCACCAUCUUGUCCAUGUUGUCGACGGGGGCCCGCAGUGACACCCACAGCCAGCUGUUCACCAGUUUGGGCUACGGUUCCUUAAACCAGUCCCAAGUCAACGAGGCCUACGAGCAUCUUUUCCACAUGCAUGGGAAUAGCCAGCAAAACCAGGAGCUGGAUAUUGGGAACGCUGUGGCCCUGCGAACCGGGUUUCGCCCUCUGGACACGUUCUUGAAUGAUGUCAAGCGCUACUACUCUUGUGAGAUCUUCAAUGUGGACUUUUCCACACACGAGGCUGUGGCUCACAUCAACAGGUACAUUGCUAAUAAAACCCGGGACAAUAUCAAAGAUCUGGUGAAAGAUCUGGACCCUGCAAUGGUAAUGGUGUUGAUCAACUACGUCUACUUUAAAGGACGGUGGAUGAACCCCUUUGACACGAGACAAUCGUACAAAAGGGACUUCAAUCUGAAUGACAUCAGCAAAGUUAAAGUACCCAUGAUGCACGAAAAGGGACAUUACAGGACCUACCUGGACACCAGCAUGCAGGCUACAGUCAUCAUCCUGCCCUACGAAGGUACCACCUCCAUGAUGGUUGUUCUGCCUGACGAAGGCAAGAUGAAGGAAGUGGAGCACAAGAUCAACAACACCUACGUAAAGCACUGGAAAGACUCAGCCACUGACAUGUACCUGGAUCUGCAUUUACCAAAGUUUUCCAUCUCAUUUGAUGCCUCCUUGGAGGAGACACUGAGACCCAUGGGUAUCAUCAAUGCUUUUCAAGACAACGCAGAUUUCUCAGGCAUAUCUGACACGGUCACUUUAAGAGUCUCAAAGGUAUUUCACAAGACCACACUGGACGUCACUGAGAAGGGAACAGAGGCCACAGCCGCCACCUACAUUCUCUUGCCCGGAUCUGCUCCUGAUUAUAUACCACCACAUCCGGUUAUUAUUGACAGGCCCUUCUUGGUUUUUAUUAUGGAAAAUCCCACUGGAAGCAUCCUGUUCAUGGGGAAGGUCCGUAAUCCCACAGCCAUGUAACGACGCAAACGGAUUGAAGAAGAAGAUAGAUAAUAUAAAUAAAUAAUUGUCAUCAUAAGUAUUUUAUCACGAUUAAAAUCCUUGAUCUUUUAUCUCCACAUGCAGAUGCUGUAGUGCCUCUUUGAUUACUUGUGUUCCAACACAGUUUAAAGAAAUAAACAUACAAAUAAAGAGCAAGUUGUUGACAAAGCA